AUGAUAAGUGUUGCAGAAAGUAGGAAAGUAAUAAUAGGAGGAAACUUUAACGUGAGAACGGCAUCGGAGGGAGCAAUUAUUUGGGGCCCGACUGAAACUAAACAGCCUAGAAAGUCGCAAGAUACGCUGAAAGAUAGAUAUGGGGACAUAAUGUUAGAAAUGGUGGGCGAGAACGCAUGGAGUAUAAUGAACGGAAACUUAAAAGGUGACAAUGGCGAAUUUACAUUUAUAACAGCAGAAGAUAGAUCAGUGACAGAUUACGUUAUUGCAAACGUGAACGCACGGGAGAGAAUCAUGAAUUUCGAAGUGGACUGUAAAGUAUUUUGGCAAGGUCAUCGUCCACUUAUAAUAGAAAUAGAAAAUCAAGAUCAAGAAAAAGAAUGUGAUCAAAUAGAUAAAGAGUACGAACGAAAGAAAUUACAACAAAUCAAAAACGAAGAUCAAGUUUGGAAGUACAUAUACGCGGAAAAAGAGACGCGAGUACAGACGACUAAGACGGUAGAAAACGAUUUCACUACACAUGAAAACGAAGAAAUCGCAAUGGAAAUUACGGAGGACGAAAUAAGGAAUCAAAUAGCGAAAUUGAACAUGGAACAAACUGUUGAUCUUAAUGUAUUAACAGAAAUAAUCAAUAAUAUAUGGAGAGGAAGGUUAUCUCUUGAAAGUUGGAAGGUGCCAAUCGACACAAAAGAAGCUAAGCAUGAAACUAACACAGGAAUACUUACUUUAAAGAUUAUAUAUUCAAUAUAUACGAUGUGUCUGAAAGAGAAAUUAGAAACGGAAUUGAAGACAAAAGACAUAAUUCCGGAAACUCAAGCAGAAUUCAAGAGUGCAAACGGUACUGUAGACAAUAUAUUUAUAUUGGAUUUUAUAAUAAAAAGAGAAUUAAAGGAGGUAUGUGGUUCAGUUUACGCGUUUUUCGUAAAACUCGCCGAAGCGUUUGAUACAGUAGAUAGGGGAGAACUAGAAAGAAUGUUGGAAACGAAUGGAAUAAGUGAAACUCUACGAAUUAGAAUAAGAGAUAUAUAUAAGGAAACAGGAGCGGUUAAAGGUUUAAGAAAGGGAUGCCCUCUAAACCCAAUCCUGUUCUCGUUGUAUAUCGCAGAUCUAGAGGGAGACAUGCAAAACGCAGAGAUUAGAGGUUUACAAAUUGGGAAAAUAAAGGUACGUUCGUUCGUAAAUGAAGACAAUAUAGUUCUAAUCGCGAAAAAACCAGAGGAGUUAAAAACACUCAUGGAACACUUGAAUAAUUAUUUAAAUAGAAAAAAAAUGAACAUAAAUUGUGAGAAAUCAAAAGUAUUGGUUAUCACGAGGAGUGCAGUCGAAAGGCAAGAGAAGUGGACAUUCGGAGAAAGAGACAUAGAUGAAGUACAGGAUUAUGAAUAUUUAAACUUCCACUUUGAGAAAAAUGGAGGAUGGACCAUGCAUACAAAAGAAACAGCGAAGAGAGCAAUGGUAGCCAUGGCGCACACAUGGGACAUUGGAAAACGAAAAUUCGGGGAUGAUAUUAAAGAAAGAAUAAUGAUGUUCAAGCCGCUAAUUGAAACUAUUUUGUUGUGCGGAGCCGAGAUAUGGGGUGCGACGGAAAUGGAAGAAAUUAAAAAGGUACAAGAAAAAUACAUGCGGUUGAUAUUGGAAGAAACAAUAGGUGAAAAUAUAAGCACAGUAGCGUGUAACAUGGAAUGGCUAGAGAUUCUUCAAGAGUAUGACACCAGGGUAUUAUUACCAAAAACAUUUAAAUGGAAACAUUCCACAGCGGAAUUCCUCCACUUCACAGGAUUGAAAGCAAGAGUUCGUAUAUACACGGGAGUAAAGUGUCACAUAGAAGAAAACGAAGUAGAUAUCGAAGAGGUGAUAGGGAUCCAGGAAAGAAGACCGAUUAUCGGAAAAGACGAAUGGAGGAUUUUAACGAUAUUCAACGUCUUUGCACUGAAAACACAACUAGAGGAUAUAAUAAGUUUUACAGAAAGUAGGAAUGUAAUAAUAGGAGGAAACUUUCACGCGAGAACGGCAUCGGAGGGAGCAAUUAUUUGGGGCCCGACUGAAACUAAACAGCCUAGAAAGUCGCAAGAUACGAUAAAAGAUAGAAUUGGGGACAUAAUGUUAGAAAUGGUGGCCGAGAACGCAUGGAGUAUAAUGAACGGUAACUUAAAAGGUGACAAUGGCGAAUUUACAUUUAUAACAGCAAAAGAUAGAUCAGUGAUAGAUUACGUUAUUGCAAACGUGAACGCACGGGAUAGAAUCAUGAAUUUCGAAGUGGACUGUAAAGUAUUUUGGCAACUUCAUCGUCCACUUAUAAUAGAAAUAGAAAAUCAAGAUCAAGAAAAAGAAUGUGAUCAAAUAGAUAAAGAGUACGAACGAAAGAAAUUACAACAAAUCAAAAACGAAGAUCAAGUUUGGAAGUACAUAUACGCGGAAAAAGAGACGCGAGUACAGACGACUAAGACGGUAGAAAACGAUUUCACUACACAUGAAAACGAAGAAAUCGCAAUGGAAAUUACGGAGGACGAAAUAAGGAAUCAAAUAGCGAAAUUGAACAUGGAAACAACUGUUGAUCUUAAUGUAUUAACAGAAAUAAUCAAUAAUAUAUGGGGAGGAAGGUUAUCUUUAGAAAGUUGGCAGGUGCCAAUCGACAUAAAAGAAGCUAAGCAUGAAACUAACACAAGAAUCCUUACUUUAAAGAGUAUAUAUACAAUAUAUGCGAUGUGUCUGAAAGAAAAAUUAGAAACGGAAUUGAAGACAAAAUACAUAAUUCCGGAAACUCAAGCAGAAUUCAAGAGUGCAAACGGUACUGUAGACAAUAUAUUUAUAUUGGAUUUUAUAAUAAAAAGAGAAUUGAAGAAGGUAUGUGGUUCAGUUUACGCGUUUUUCGUAAAACUCACCGAAGCGUUUGAUACAGUAGAUAGGGGAGAAUUAGAAAGAAUGUUGGAAACGAAUGAAAUAAGUGAGACUUUACGAACUAGAAUAAGAGAUAUAUAUAGGGAAACAGAAACGGUUAAAGGUUUAAAAAAGGGAUGCCCUCUAAACCCAAUCCUGUUCUCGUUGUAUAUCGCAGAUCUAGAGCGAGACAUGCAGAAAGCAAAGAUAGAAGAUUUAGAAAUUAAGGAAAUAAAAUUACGUUCGUUCGUAAAUGAAGACAAUAUAGUUCUAAUCACGAAAAGACCAGAGGACUUAAAAACACUCAUGGAACACUUGAAUAGUUAUUUAAAUAGAAAAAAACUGAACAUAAAUUGUGAGAAAUCAAAAGUAUUGGUUUUCACGAGGAGUGCAGUCGAAAGGCAAGAGAAGUGGACAUUCGGAGAAAGGGACAUAGAUGAAGUACAGGAUUAUGAAUAUUUAAAUUUCCACUUUGAGAAAAAUGGAGGAUGGACCAUGCAUGCGAAAGAAACAGCGAAGAGAGCAAUGGUAGUCAUGGCGUACGCAUGGGACAUUGGUAAACGAAAAUUCGGGGAUAAUAUUAAAGAAAGAAUGAUGAUGUUCAAGCAGCUAGUUGAUAAUAUUUUGUUGUACGGGGCCGAGAUAUGGGGUGCGGCGGAAAUGAUAGAAAUCGAAAAGGUACAAGCAAAAUACAUAAGGUUGAUGCUAGAAGAAGUAAUAGGUGAAAGUAUAGAAAAUAUAAGCACAGUGGCACGUAAAAAGGCAAAAGAAUAUCAAAACAACAUAAAAAAAGAAAGCACAAAUAAAAUACUUAAAGAAUGUUAUUUUAAUAUUUGUUCUAUUUCGAAUCACCCUUUAAAGGUACAGAAACCAGAAUUAUUCCAUAAGAAGGAAUGUCAACCAGAAUUUUUGCACGAUCUCGUUCUGAAAAUGAAGGCUUACAUAUUUACACCCGGUGAUUCGAUCUGCCGGAAGGGUGAAGUAGCCAGAGAGAUGUUCAUAAUAGCGGAUGGAAUUUUAGAAGUGAUCAGCGAAACAGGAAGAGUUUUAACUACCAUGAAGGCCGGGGACUUCUUCGGAGAGAUUGGCAUCCUGAACCUCGACGGAUUAAACAAACGCACAGCGGACGUUCGUUCUGUAGGCUACUCCGAGCUGUUCAGCCUUUCUCGCGAGGAUGUGCUUGCCGCGAUGAAGGACUACCCAGAAGCCCAGGAAAUCCUGCAAAACCUCGGUAGGAAGCGGUUAAUGGAGGCUCAGAAGGUGGCAAGAGCAACGCGCCAGCCUACAUCCCCCGGUCACGAUUCCUCCGACAACAGCACGGGCAAAAGAAUCGUCGACAAACUGAAAAGCGACGUGAAGGGUUUGAAGAACGCGUUGCGAAAAAGUAGAAGAAACACCAGGCCGGAAGAGAGUCUCGAGCUUCAACCGUUGACGUCGAAGGCACCGACGCUGAAGAAACAGCAGAAGGUGGACAACGGUCAGGACGCGUCCGCAUCGAACACCCAAGAACCACCCAUAUCGCCUCUCGGCGCAGGUCUGCCUCUGCUCGCGAGACUAAAAUUAUUAAAAGAGAAGGAGGAACGAGAGGAGCGUCGGAAUUUGAUGGAAACGCAGGUGCACUCUCCGGAACAGCAGCAGCAGCAGCAGCAGCAACAACAACAACAGCAGCAACCUCCGAUGCAGCAGCCAUUACCGGAUGCACAGAACCCUAUGAACCCAAACUUACCGUUCUUCCAGAGAAUACUGUUGCUGAAGGCGAAAAACGAGCAGGAGGCUCAAGCAGACAAAGAAGCACCCACCAAGGAACCUCUGCUUCCAAAGAACGUCAUUCCUGAAGAGUCGCAGGAGUCUUCGCCCAAACCGACACCCAAACCCGUGAAGCAACUCUCGAUACAAGCUUCGGCCGAACAGACUAUCAAAUCACCGACAAGUAGCUCGAACGUGGAAUCGACGAACGGUUCGAACGUGAAGAAACCGUGGGCCAUGCUGAAAGACGCCUCCAUAACGAACAAAGAGAACUCACCUCAAAUGAGCCCGCCUCUGAGGAGGUUACAGCUGAAGCAGAGUUUGGUGCACCUCAGACAACAGACGAAGAUGUACGCGUCUGUCGAUGAUCUGUCGCCGGAAUAUUGCGGACUACCUUUCGUCAAGAAGCUGAAGAUAUUGAACGAGAGACAGAAGUUGGCGGAACUCGAGAAAGCGGUUAGAAGUUCCAGCCUCGACUGCGGCGAAAAUACCGAGAUCGAGUUUGAUGGGAAUCUAACCAGAAGUCAUUCGGAAGCCUGCGCUAUCGAGUACGCCAGGAAAUUGGAGAAACUGAAUCAGCAUCGACGAACUUCGGCGUCGCCGUCGGAUCAAUUAUCGCCUGAGAAUGAGACGCUGGAGAGGCGGAACCUGAAGAGCAUUCUGAAGAAGCUGUCAGCCGGAAGUCGAACCGGAAGCUCGGAGACUUCGGCCACAAGCACGCCGGACCGCGAAGCGGCCACUGCCGAAUUACGAAAAUUAAUGAGAGCACCAACUAUAGAAGGUUACGCCGCGAGGCACUCGAAACUGUCGAAAAGUGUCACAUUUAACAAGUAUACGUUGCAAAGUCCACCGUCCGAGCAGAUCCCGGGAAAUUAUCCGCUUGGGUCUCAGUUGUCCGAUUCCCAGGAGCAGGCCUCACUGCCACCGCCCAAUAAACUCAGUUUCCGUCCUUUGGGCAGCGGAGGUAACCUGCAAAUGGUAUCAUCUCGGCCACGAGAAGAGGAAUACAUGGGAGAGUUGGUGUCUGGUAUCAGAGAAAUCGUUAAGGGUCGUCUGGAGGACAUCCAGACGAAAUUCGAGCGGCAGUUUACGUCGUUAGAACUGGAGAUCCGUAAAAGGGACGAGAUAAUAUCGCAGCUGCAGGCGAGGAUACAGGAAUUGGAGCAGCGUGAGUCGCGGAACGGAGACGACUCCCUCGGGGAUAGCACAGAGCACGAUGCCUCGUUGGAGGAAGAUCUGGAUGACGAUCGUGAGGAUCAUCCUUUCAUGAGGGACGGUUCGGUGGACACGGUUCUGACCACUCGACCACAUUACAAGCGUUCCUCGCCCACCACCGAGUCCGGCUCUCACAACAGGAGGUCGUGGGAGGAGCACUCCGAGGAGGAGACGCUGGAGCUCCAGGAGUUACCCAGCUCGAUCGUGCCGCACAGUCUGUGGAAGGACGAGGUGGCGAUCAACCUGGAAUCGAACAGCGAGAGCAGUAGAUCCGAGGACGAGUUCGACGACAGAGCAAGCGGCAGGACCGACAGCGACGACGAAGAGGAGGGUGAAGUACGUCGGCAAGGGCACAAUAAUUGGGAAGUGGCGAUGCUCGCUCAGGAACUCGAGGCCAGACGAAGAAGCAGCGAAAACGCGAAUCCGGGUUCCUAGCGCAUUAACGAGAUCCUAGAUGUACUGUGUUACCUCACGAGCACGUUGCAUCCCGAGGGCUGGUGUAACGAGCCGACAGCAGCCGGCAGUGCAGCGUUCUGCGAGAACGAUUGUCCUUACUUACAGUUAGACUUCGAUAGCAUGACCAGCUGUAGGGAGACUAUGAUGUAAUCCUGAAGUAAUUCUAGUCGAGGGGAUCGUUCCUUUUCUAUUAUGAUCCUGAGCUUCUGUGUCGAGAUUCGUGGGCCAAAACGUAUCACCUCCGCGGGAGUGUACGCUUGUUUCUAAAGCCUGGACUAACUUAGGUGUUCGCCCGUUAAAUCCUCACCUCUUUACGUUUUAGUCGCACUCUCUCUCUAUGUACGUCCAGUGCUUGUUCUCGAGGUUUAUUCUUCAAUUUGAUCACUGACCUGUUCGUUCCUUUCGUCUCGUUUUGUCAUCACCUUCGUACGGGACUCUUCGUACGAAAGGACUUUGUGUUUUGUUUGUUAAUGUGCUGUAAUUGGUCCAUUAGCGAACUGGAGGAUGUUCUUUGACAAAGGUAAGGCGAAAGUGUACGAGUAAAUUUUCUCGUACGAGAUUUCGGGGAAAUUAAAAUUAGAGGAGUGCAAAACUGUAACAAUUUUGUGUUGAUGGAAAUAUUUUACCUUCAGUACAGAUUUCUGUGCAUGUUUGAUAGCUUCACAAACACUAUUAUGACUUUAAUCGGAUUAAACUCGUAGUGAUUUAACCUGGCUUGUCAGUAGAUCGCUUCUAACUUUAAUCGAUUAUCUUGAUUGAUUUUAUUAUCAGUCGAAUUGAAUAAGUCGAUAAGAGUUUCUCAACAUUUUGCAGUAGAAUCUCGUUAAAAAUUAUUGGACCAGUAAUUGUGUGUUCUUCGAUAUUUACAAUAUUAUAACCCAUUAAAAUUGUCGUUUAUUUUAAAUCUUAUUUGUUAAUAAUUUAACUGCUAAGGUUCACGUUUAUGUAUGUAUUUUUAUUGAUAAGUUUAAUACUAAAGCUGUAUGAUUGGGACAAGUUUCGUAAUUAGUGCCUCUGUACUGUUUGCAGUUCAAACGGAGAUAUCUGGGUAUAGCUUGGAUAAUCGCAUUAUAAUAUUGUUUACUUCGACAGAACAUCAAUACAAUAGUACAUAUGCAGAGAAACGGUGCAUUGAUUAAUUGUUUAUCAUAAUUGGAUAUUAUUCGGAUAAGCUUCUGAUAUAGACUUCGAAUUAAAAGAGAGACUAAUGAAAAGAGAAUUCGAGAACGACUAUUUCCUUAUUCGAAUAGAAAUGCAUUUGAAGAUUUUCGAAUAAUUCUUAUUACAUUUUGAAAUUUAUGAUUUUUGGACUUGCAAGUUUAAAAGUUUCUACAUUUGAAAUUUUUUAAUUUUAUGAAUUCUACUGAUUUUAUUCAUUGAUGAACUGGAGAAUUUUUGUUUUUGAAAUUUAAGAAUUUCCAAAUAUAGACAUCUCUCAGUUUGGAAAGCUCUGCAAGUUCAUAAAUCACUAGAUUACUAGAUUUAUAGUUUUCUAGAUAUUUUGAUUUCUAAAUUUUUAGAUAUUUAGA
Megachile rotundata (alfalfa leafcutting bee) is the source of this 7823-nucleotide messenger RNA. RefSeq lists its product as uncharacterized. Gene Ontology annotation, cellular component: membrane. NCBI's taxonomy places the organism in Eukaryota, Metazoa, Arthropoda, Insecta, Hymenoptera, Megachilidae. The record is from RefSeq and is a predicted model, not a curated record. Gene Ontology annotation, molecular function: intracellularly cyclic nucleotide-activated monoatomic cation channel activity; protein-containing complex binding. Gene Ontology annotation, biological process: transmembrane transport; monoatomic ion transport.